Vicia villosa (hairy vetch) is the source of this 6815-nucleotide messenger RNA. RefSeq names its product chromatin-remodeling ATPase INO80-like. Gene Ontology annotation, biological process: DNA repair. Gene Ontology annotation, cellular component: Ino80 complex. The record is from RefSeq and is a predicted model, not a curated record. NCBI's taxonomy places the organism in Eukaryota, Viridiplantae, Streptophyta, Magnoliopsida, Fabales, Fabaceae. The coding region runs from base 336 to 4829 and encodes 1497 amino acids. The transcript is spliced from 23 exons. Gene Ontology annotation, molecular function: histone binding; DNA binding; ATP binding.
AAGCUGAUUAGCGCGGAAUCUGAAAUUUCGCAAUAUAUAAGACGAGAUCUACCAAAACAAAGUAAGCUCUGCCGGCGCACGUUAACCAAAAUGACACUCACCCCGCGUAUGUUAGCUCGCACCCAUGCUUCACACACCGCCUGCGUUUACGAUCUUUCUCUUUCUCUCCGCAACAACAUACCUUAUCCUACGCACCCUUUCGUUCCCUUCUUCCCUUUCUUCUCUCCCACUCCUUUUAGGGUUAAGUUCUGUUCUCUUUCCUCAAACCUCUUCUCUCGCUCUAUGCUCUCUCGGAUAAUUAGGGUUCUUCACUCAUCGAUACCUUCAAUUAGCGCAUGGAUAACACUAACAAAUCCAACACUUCCCUUUCCUACUCUACUCUCUUCAAUAUCGAGCCUUUGACGAACUUUCAACUUCCUCAACAAGAUGAUGAAUUUGAUUAUUACGGGAAUAGUAGUCAGGAUGAAGAAAGCAGAGAUAGUCGAGGUGGGGCAAUUUCAAAUCACACUAAUGGGAAUGUGCAUUCGAUGGAUGUGAAUUUGUUGAAGAAGAGGGUGAGGUCACAAAACAGUGACGACGAAGGCAAAGGAGGUUUCUACGGGACAUACAUGACAGAGGAGAGGUAUCGGUCAAUGCUGGGCGACCAUGUCCAGAAAUGCAAGAGGAGGUCUAAGGAAUCCUCUAGUCCUGCCCAAAAUUGUGCUGUUGUCCCGCAUAUGAAAAGUAAUAAUGAAUUUAAAACUCAAAAGUUAGCGAAUGAUCAUCAGGGAGGAUUGCAUGCUGCUGAUACUUUAUCCGGAUGGUUGUACAAUUCCAAUUCUCAAAAACAUGGAAACUAUCGCAAUGCAGAUUUUGUGCAGAGAAAUGUCACUGAUAGGGUUAUGUAUGAACCUUCUAUUUUAGAAAUUGGGGAUGGGGUCACAUACAAAAUUCCUCCAGUUUAUGAUAAGCUGGCUACAUCGUUGAACCUUCCAAGUUUCUCGGAUAUCCAUGUGGAUGAAUUUUACUUGAAAGGUACCUUGGAUUUGGGGUCGUUGGCUGCAAUGAUGGCUUCUGACAAAAGGUUAGGAAAUAAAAACCGAGCUGGCAUGGGGGAACCCCUAUCUCAAUACGAAUCUCUUCAGGCACGAAUAAAGGCCAUGUCAACUUCAAGUUCACCUCAAAAAUUCAGUCUGAAUGUGUCUGAUAUUGGUCUCAAUUCAUCCAUUCCGGAAGGGGCUGCUGGAAGCAUAAAGCGGUCUAUUUUGACUGAGGGAGGUGUGUUGCAGGUUUAUUAUGUAAAGGUUUUGGAAAAAGGUGACACUUACGAGAUCAUUGAGCGAAGCUUACCCAAGAAGCAAAAGGUAAAGAAAGAUCCUGCAUCAAUUGAGAAGGAGGAAAUGGAUAGAAUUGGAAAGAUAUGGGUAAACAUUGUAAGAAGAGACAUACCAAAGCAUCAUAGGAAUUUUACUGCUCUUCAUCGAAAGCAACUCAUUGAUGCUAAGAGGUGCUCAGAAUACUGUCAAAGAGAGGUUAGAAUGAAAAUUAGUAGAUCACUUAAAUGGAAUAGGGGUGCUAGCAUUCGCACCCGGAAACUAGCUAGAGACAUGUUGCUGUUCUGGAAACGAAUAGAUAAGGAGAUGGCCGAAGUGAGAAAAAGAGAGGAGAAAGAAGCUGCUGAAGCUUUGAGACGUGAACAGGAGCUCCGAGAAGCUAAGAGACAGCAGCAAAGGCUUAACUUUCUGAUACAACAAACUGAGCUCUACAGUCACUUUAUGCAGAAUAAGUCAGAUUUACUAUCUUCGGAAGCUUUACCUAUGGUAGAGGAAAAAACAAAUGAUCAAGAUGCACCGUUCGACUCAUCAGAUGCUGGGCCUAAUGAGGAAGAAGAUCCUGAAGAAGCUGAAUUGAAGAAAGAAGCUUUGAAGGCUGCUCAAGAAGCAGUGUCUAAGCAGAAAAAGUUGACUGAUGCUUUUGACAAUGAAUGUUUGAGGCUGCGACAGGUGGGUGAAGCAGAUUCACUUACGCAAGAAGUUGCAGGAGUGAGUAACAUUGAUUUGCAAACCCCAUCAACCAUGCCUGUAGCAUCCACAGUUCAAACACCUGAAUUAUUUAAAGGUUGUCUAAAAGAAUACCAGCUGAAAGGUCUCCAAUGGCUAGUUAAUUGUUAUGAGCAGGGUUUAAAUGGUAUACUUGCUGAUGAGAUGGGACUUGGAAAGACUAUACAAGCUAUGGUUUUUUUAGCCCACUUAGCUGAGGAGAAAAACAUAUGGGGGCCUUUUCUGGUUGUUGCACCCGCUUCUGUAUUGAACAAUUGGAAUGAGGAACUUGAGCGCUUCUGCCCUGGACUUAAACGGCUUCCGUAUUGGGGAGGGCUUUCAGAGCGGACAGUACUUAGGAAAAGUAUUAACCCAAAGGACCUUUAUCGUAGGGAAGCUAAAUUUCAUGUUCUCAUUACAAGCUAUCAGCUAUUAGUAGCUGACGAGAAGUAUUUUCGUCGCGUGAAAUGGCAGUACAUGGUUUUAGAUGAAGCUCAGGCAAUCAAAAGCGCAAACAGUAUAAGAUGGAAAACACUUCUCAGCUUUAACUGUCGGAAUCGUCUACUGCUGACUGGUACCCCUAUUCAGAAUAAUAUGGCAGAGUUGUGGGCUCUUCUGCACUUCAUUAUGCCGACUUUAUUUGACAGCCACGAGCAGUUUAAUGAGUGGUUCUCAAAAGGAAUUGAGAAUCAUGCAGAGCACGGGGGUACUUUGAAUGAGCACCAGCUUAAUAGACUGCAUUCAAUUCUAAAACCUUUCAUGCUACGGCGUGUCAAAAAAGAUGUAGUUUCUGAGUUGACACAAAAAACCGAGGUUAUGGUGCAUUGCAAAUUGAGCUCUCGACAGCAAGCUUUCUAUCAAGCAAUUAAGAACAAAAUAUCUCUUGCUGAACUGUUUGAUAGUAAUCGCGGACAGCUUAACGAGAAGAAGAUUCUGAAUUUGAUGAAUAUUGUUAUUCAAUUGAGGAAGGUUUGUAACCAUCCAGAGUUAUUUGAAAGGAGUGAAGGAAGCACAUACUUUUACUUUGGUGAGAUUCCAUAUUCCCUUCCACCUCCUCCAUUUGGCGAGUUGGAGGAUGUAUACUAUGCUGGAGGUCUCAACCCCAUAACAUUUCAGAUACCAAAGCUUGUGUAUCAGGAGAUUAUGCAAAGCUCUGAGACUCUCAGUUCAGCUGUUGGCCGUGGUGUCUGCAGAGAAACAUUUCAGAAACAUUUUAAUAUUUUUAAACCAGAAAAUAUCCAUCGAUCUAUUUUCUCUGAAAAAACAAAUGUUGAAAGUGGAAACUUUGGUUUUACCCAUUUGAUGGAUUUGUCUCCGCCAGAAGUGGCAUUUUUGGCCACUGGUUCUUUCAUGGAGCGGCUAUUAUUUUCUAUGAUGAGAUGGGAACAAGAAGUCUUUGACGAUGUUGGAGACUAUCUUGCAGAAUAUGUUGUAGAUGAUCCUGAAUGUAAUAUCCUUGAAAAAGGUAAGGUGAGAGCUGUUAUAAGAAUGUUAUUGCUGCCACCCAGAUCUGAGACCAGGUUUCUUAAAAAAAAAUUUGCAACUGGGCCCUCUCAUGCUCCUUUCGAGGGAUUGGUAGUCUCACAUCAGGAUAGGCUUUUAUCUAAUGCAAGGCUUCUUCACUCAGCAUACACAUACAUCCCACCAACAAGAGCUCCACCUAUUGGUGCUCAUUGCUCGGAUAGAAACUUCUCCUAUAAAAAGAUUGAAGAAUUACAUGAUCCUUGGCUUAAGAGGUUUUUUGUGGGAUUUGCACGUACAUCUGAAUGUAAUGGGCCUAGAAAGCCCAAUCACCAUCAUCCUCAUUAUUUAAUUCAAGAGAUCAAUUCUGAAUUACCUGUUUCACAGCCUGCAAUGCAGUUAACUCACAGUAUUUUUGGCUCCUCACCCCCUAUGCGGAAUUUUGACCCAGCAAAGUUGCUCACUGACUCUGGGAAACUUCAAACACUUGAUAUAUUACUGAAACGCUUACGGGCAGGAAAUCAUCGUAUUCUCUUGUUUGCCCAGAUGACUAAGAUGCUGAAUAUUUUGGAGGACUAUAUGAACUACAGAAAAUAUAAGUAUUUUAGACUUGAUGGAUCAUCUACAAUUCAGGAUCGCAGGGACAUGGUCAAAGACUUCCAACAAAGGAGUGAUAUUUUUGUGUUCUUACUGAGUACAAGAGCUGGUGGAUUGGGUAUCAACUUGACAGCAGCUGAUACGGUCAUAUUUUAUGAGAGUGAUUGGAAUCCAACAUUAGAUCUUCAGGCAAUGGAUAGAGCUCAUCGUUUGGGUCAGACAAGAGAUGUUACGGUUUAUCGACUUAUAUGUAAAGAGACAGUUGAGGAGAAGAUUCUUCUUAGAGCAAGUCAAAAAAGUACUGUACAGAACCUUGUCAUGACUGGUGGUUCUGUUGGUGGUGAUCUUUUAGCUCCUGAGGAUGUUGUAUCUUUACUUCUUGAUGAUGUCCAAUUGCAACAAAAGUUUAAGGAAAUCCCUCUCCAGGUGAAAGAUAAGCAAAAGAGAAAGCAAUCUAUGAAGGGUAUUCGGGUCAGCGAAGAUGGUGAUGCAUCUCUCGAAGAUUUCACAAACUCUGUAGCUCAAAGUGCUGCAGAUAAUGAUGCUUUCAUGGAGCCAGAGGGGUUAAAGUCCAAUAAUAAAAAGGGAUGUCAACGGAGCAGGCAAUGCUUGGAGGAUGAUUCCCCGCUCCCCGCCCCACCCUCCAAUUUAUUCCCCAUCCCUAUCCCCAAUUUCUGCAACGGGGGGAUAUUUCCCCCAUCCCCACGGAGAUUCACGAAGAUCGAAUUUUUAAAAAAAUUCUAUACUUUUUGAACAAAAUUAUGACACUAGUAUUUCGUUAUUACCAUAUAUUUGAAGAGUAAUUAUCAUAAACACAAUGAACAAAGAGAGCGGUUGUUGUGGUGAUGAUGAAGAGAACGGAGAAGAUGAUGAAUUAAGGAGACAAAGAUAAUUGAGAAAAGAAAAUGAGGAGACAGUGUGUAUAUAAUAUGGUAAUAAUACAUUAUACAAUAACACAUAAAAAUAAAAUGUUAGACUAAUGACUCUUCAUUUUCUAAUACAUUAAUAUUUUUUAUGUAAACUUUUAUUAUUAUAAUAUAAUAUACAAAAUAUAAAAGUUAAAUAAUAUGGUCGGAGUCGGGGAAUCCACGGGGGGGAGAUACUUUCCGAAUUCCCACCCCAAAGUGUCAUCGGAGGAACUUUUCUCUCCAUCCCCGUCCCCGCGGGAAAAAAAAAAACUCCAACUUCGAUGCUCCAAACAGAUAAUCCCCAUAGGGCUCUCCGUUAACAGAUGCAAAUUGACAUCCCUAUCUGUAUUGUUGCUUGCAGUAAGUAAGAUAAAUAUAAAUAUAAUUCUAUAAAAUAAAAGCUAACUAUUACUUUAAUAAAUCAAAAGAGACUGCUAAUGUAUUGGUGCCAUAGAACAUGUAAUAAAGAAGUAGUUUUGAAGAAUCUAAGUAAAAGUUAUGGUUUUAUGCCAAUUGUUUAUACCACUAGUAUUUAAACCUCCGCCAUGCACGGAAGAAAAUCACUUCUUGUACGUGAUUUUAGAUGUAUUACAUCAGUUUUGUGGAGUGAUUAACUAUCACUUUGAUCUAACGACUAAUUUCAACACUUCACUAUAGUAAUAACAAUAGUAAAGAAAUAUAUCAAUGAUGUUAUAGAAGAAAAUAUAAAUUCAGACUAGGACAUAUAAAAAAAUAAGCACUAAAUUCUUUCUUCCACUGCAGAAUUUCAGCUAACACAUGCCUGGCAUUUCCAAUAUCAAACAUUUUUGCUUUUCAGAAUUUGGUAAAACUUAGGAAUUGACAAAGUAUAUAAUUUGUGGUUUUUCUAAAACUAAUAUGGCAACCAAAUAUAGCAUUUUUCAUCAACACCUGCAUUUGUCCAAAGCAAUUACAUUGAUGAAUCCUGCUACCCCACACUAUAUUCCCACAUCCGGAAUGAAAAAAAAUAAAUCCAAAAACAAUUUAGUAGCCAAUAUUGGUGCAAUAGAACAAGCAUAACCAUGGUUGUUAAAAUCGGGAUCUCGAUAAAGAUCGUUAGGGUAUAGAAAAAGCGUAAAGCGUAGGAUCGUAACACGGAUCGUAAGAUCCCAAAAAUAGACAAAAUUAUAAAAAUAACUAGAAAAAAUUACUUUAAAAUAAAAUUCUCAUUCAUUUAAUCAUUAAUAGCAAAUAUUUUAUACAAAAAAACAUAAUAGAAGGUCAUUUAAAACAUUGCAAGUCCCAAAACCCUACAAUAUGUGUGCACAAUAGUCGGGGUUAAUUAUGGGUCAGUUUAUGGGCCGAUCCCAAUUGUUUAAUGGCCUGGUCGAAACAGGUCUAAAGCGGGUAAAAACAAAUAAUGGAUCGUUGGGAUCUCAAGAUCCCACGAUUUAAAGAUCUUUCUCUAGGAGUUCAAAGCUCCAGCCAAAUUAAAGAUCUUUGUGGCACUUAAAUCGGUGGCCGGUUGCUGGAGCGUAAGAUCGUAAGAUUUUGGGAGUUAGAGCUAGAUCCCAACAACCAUGAGCAUAACUAUUUUAGUAUGGUGUACCUUCUCUUUCAUGCUUAAGCUUUCUGAGUGGUACAUUUUAAUAAAUCAUACUUGCCUUUCUUCCAUGAAAUGCACACAUUUGGUUACAGAUUCUAGCUGGUAUAUUUGAUCAAUUGUGCAUCUGUUGUGCACCUAGAAAUCCAUGGAUCUGUAUUCAGGAAGAAACUUAAAUCAUAGUAACUGUAGUGUUUUAUUGAACUUUUAUGAUAGGUUUCUAUAAUUUUAAUUUUAGGCAUAAUAAUUAUUGCAAGGCCAACAAAGUUU